GCAGACACUUCCGCGACGGCGCUCGAGAGCAGGAGGGGGAUUUCCAGCGCGAGCCCCCGCUUCCCCUCAACGGCCGCUGUUUUGCUUUCGCUCUCCGCUGAGAAACAGAAAAGAGCCGCGGACACACUUUUGUUUCGCACUUUGUGUGUAAGUCCGGGAGAGAAGUUGAGCCGUGUGACUCGGGCUGGUAUCGUCGGUGUGUCAGCGGGAGCCCGGAGCUACAGGCCGUCCCCAGCGAACAGGCCACAAUGCCAGUAGAGAGGAUGAGGAUGCGACCGUGGCUGGAGGAACAAAUAAACUCAUGUCAGAUACCAGGACUGAAAUGGGUUAAUAAGGAAAAGAGAAUCUUCCAGAUCCCGUGGAUGCAUGCUGCGCGCCAUGGCUGGGACUUGGAGAAAGAUGCACCGCUGUUCAUGAAAUGGGCCGUACACACUGGUAAAUUCCAGCCAGGCAUAGACCGUCCGGACCCAAAGACGUGGAAGGCUAAUUUCCGCUGUGCCAUGAACAGUCUGCCAGACAUCGAGGAAGUGAAGGAUAAAAGCAUCAAGAAGGGAACUAACGCCUUCAGAGUUUAUAAGAUGCUCUCCUCCACAGAGAGAAGUAUGAAGAAAGGAAAGAAGAAGUCCGACAAAGAGGGGAGGCCCAAGGAAAAUAAAGAGGUACCUUCUCCGUUUCGAGUAAGAACUCCUCUCCAAGCUCAUGCUGGACCUAUCGAUUAUUCCAAACAGGAAGAGGUCAAGCACGAACCCAUAGAGUCAACAGUGAUGGACAGUGCCUCAGCCAUUCACAGCUCAGUGGAAGACCACGUGAUCACGAGCGAGCAGCUGCCAUUCGUCUGUCAGACAAUUGAAGUAACCACUGAGAAUGAGGAGCAAACGGUUAGCUCCUCCCACUCGUACCCGCUCCAAAUCUCCCCUGUUUCUUCAUGCUGCGGUAGUGACACAGACAGUGACACAGAAGAUACCAAAGAGGGUAUCAGUGCAGUCUGGAGGCGGGACUACAGCACAUCAGUCGUCAGAGUUCCCACAUGUUCUCUUCCCAGCAUGGCCACUUUUGUCAGCGCCAACAAGCCGAACUUCAGGGUCACCAGCAUGCGGGACCCAGACCCACUCAUCAGCUACCACACAGACGGCUGGACGUCGGCCUACAGCCAAAACUCUCUCGCGUCUCCGGGGACCAGCCACACCCAUGAGAUGCGCGCAAGUGUCAUAAUGAAAACCUCCGACGCUACCUCUUCCUGACCCCAGCAGGGGGGUAUCCUAGCUGUUGUCAGAGCAUAGGAAUGACAGAGAAUGUUGUUUUUCUUCAUCAGGGCCACGUGGUGCCUCAAAGGCCAAACUACCAAAUCUGUGAUUUUGAUUGUAGCUUCUGUGUGGGACAUUAGUUCCCUGAGUUUUCCUUUUGAUUGGAAAAAUUGCUGACUAGUUUUAAUGAUAUUCUCCGGGGCUUGACUUGCCCACUAAUUGGGGAACACUGAAGUCUUUUAAACUGUCUGCAUCUGUAUGGCUGCGACAGUUUGGGUAAAUUUCAUCAAGUUCCCAUGUCUGCAAGGAUUUGUGAACAAACCGUGUCCAGGUUAAACGUAUGAACACGUGGAAUGUACACGCCGGCAAUCGUGAAUAUGUGGGAUGUGUGUUCACAUUUGUUCUGGAAUAUAUUUAGUCUUGAUCAUCCAUGUGUCACAGGAAGAUAAUUUACCCUGCUGCUUGUUGUCAACGCUUUAGGACACCAUGGUUAGUGAAGAGAAGAUUUAGCACUUUUACAUAAUUUCUUAAGAUGGAUUUUAUGUGUAAAAUAUAUAUUUUGUAGAUGCAUAGUCUAGCUGUGACUAGGUUUUCAUAUUAAUCAACAGUUUUAUUUUUUUAAGCUGUUAACAGCAUCCAGUCAAUCCAAACAUUCAGUUCCUAUGUCAAAUAGUCCCUAGUGGUUCAUCACAGGUGGAUGUUAUUUUAUUUAAAACUUAUUUUGAGUAUGAAACCUAAUCGUAAUUUAAAAUUACUUGCCGGUUAAGUAUUACAACCCGUUACAAAACAAAAUGUUUUGAAGAAACUGUUUAGUUUCCCAAUCUCAAUGUCUAUGUGUGAACAACAACCUCUUUUAUGUCUUAAUUUUUUAUUGCACCAUAAAUGGGAAGAGAACCAUUUACUUACUAUUUCAAAAGAGUUGAACCUUGAGCAGGAAACAUUGUCUAAAAUGAUUUACUGUGACACAUGGAUGGAACAAAGAUUACGUAAGCCUAGAAGCAAACUGUUGAUAACAGAGGAACCAAAAAAACAAAUGUUAUGAGGAAGUUAAAGUCUCUGUCGGCAAACCAGCUCCACUAGCAGCAAGUCACAAGAAGAAUCAGAGGCACGUUGUUGACAAUCAUGACAAUCAUUGAUAUGCCCCGAAUUGCCCCGUGUGUGUGUGUGUGUGUGUGUGUGUGUGUGUGUGUGUGUGUGUGUGUGUGUGUGUGUGUGUGUGUGUGUGUGUGUGUGUGUGUGUGUGUGUGUGUGUGUGUGUGUGUGUGUGUGUGUGUGUGUGUGUGUGUGUGUGUGUGUGUGUGUGUGUGUGUGUGAACUUGUAAGUCUGGAAACCUCAGGUAAACGUGCACGCCUACACAGAGAGAUGAACUGACAAGAUAAACGACAGACAUGCUGACAGACGGACUAACAAGACUGUGAACAAUGGCCUUCUUCAACUCUCCCCUGCCUCCUGGUGUUAAUAAUGUACAUAGCUCAUAUGUAUGUAUGCCUGCAAACUGCUUCUGCACCUUAUGGACAGCACUUGUGUGUGUGUGUUUGGGAGAUGGUAUUGAAGGUGUGUGGAUGGAUACAAAUGAUUUAUGCUUUAGUCUGCUAACAGCCUAAACCUCAGUCGAUUCUGAUGCUCAGUUGUCGCAGUGCAAGCAUUAUGUUAAGCACAAAUUUUCACAAUCUGUAAAUCUCAACACAAAGAAAGACAUUAUAUUGAAGUGUAUGCACAGAAUGAUAAACGUGAGCAUCAAAGGAAGAUCUUCUUUCCUUUGAUUGUGUCUCAUGCCUGUAAAGAUGCAAGCUCGGUGGUCUCAGUAUUAUUUGGCAAAAUAUAAUAAACUAAGAAGAAGUAGGUUAUGAAAUGUUCUUAUUCCAUCUUCUGGGAGUCAUGUCUCCCUGUGUUCUGAACUAGACUGAGUGAAUCAGAAAGCUACUGGUGUGUUAGCAGCUAGCAGGCUAAAGCGCAUACUUCAUUCCCAGGCUGCUUUCAGCCAAGCUCUAGCUCUUGAGGAUAGACAGGAUGCUGCCAUGUUUGUGAACCAAACCCCUGUAGAUUUUGACACUGGACGCACAUUAUCAUCAUGGUGAGAUUAUUUAAGGUUCUCAUUCAAUCUAAGGCGUAUGGGUUUACUUGACAUGUGGAAUAGAUGUCGCUUUUUCCAAUCGUUCUUCAACGUGUGUUUUUUUAACAUGAAUCACAUUGAAAGAUAAUGUACACUUCAUUUAGAAAUGCUCCUCAAUCUUCUUCAGUGAUUUGUGUUCCUCUGCUCACAGCCUCCUUGAGUGCUGUAUUUUUACAACCAUGUCAUUAUGACCAAAUCAGAUGCUUUUCUUUAACUAUGUUUAUUUGGAAACCAAUAUUUUGAUUAAGACAAUAGUCCAAGGACGACACUGUCAUGUAAACAGCAUUCUAUGAUUACCUUAACCUGAAUAAUAAUAAUAAUAUUAUUAAUAAACAAUUAACAGUUAAACACACAGGAAUAUGAAUGGGGUAUUCUGUUGGCAAAUUGUGUAAACAUCAUAAAUAUCUUAUUCAGAUUAAGGUAGAUUUAUUGGUCUCCAUGUAAACCUAGUUGGUAAAACAGCCAAAAUUGUUGUUUCAUUGCAUGCAAAUGGUAUAGUUCAUAUUUGGCCUUUGCACCAGCACAAAUGUGUUAAAUUAAAUUAAAAUUGUAGUGAUUUCAAAAUUGAAGCAUGAGCUGACUUGAAAUCGAUGUGUUCUAAUUAAUGUUGGCGUUUUUGAUUAUUGAAUGUUCAGAUCCUUCUGCCUUCACAAGCCUGACCAUGAAUACUUUUGAAAGAAGUUUUCAUGUAACAACUGAAGUGCACUUAAACCUGGAGCCUAUUUCUGUUUCUCUCUAUGCUAAAGGGACGUCAUUGCAGCCAAAAGUUAGCAGGGAAAAGUGGGUGGUGAUACUGUUAUUUGUCAUGAAGUUGUCUGAUCUUUCUUACCUGCCUCCACUUUAUGAGCUUGCUUACUUUUACUUUUAAAACUGAGGUGUGUCUCACUGUCGGCACUUUAAACAUAUAAUAAAAAACAAUAUUGCCAUUCAACUCCCAAGGUUAAGCAACACAGGUAACUGCCCAGCUAAUAGAAACUGGACCCACAAUGUGUCAUCACUGUUUAUUCUGCAAACAUUAUGAAAACUACAUGUGGAUCAACAUGUAAAUCUGAAUAAAGACCGUUUUUUGUAUUUA
Messenger RNA from Pleuronectes platessa (European plaice), 4433 nucleotides. RefSeq names its product interferon regulatory factor 2b (gene irf2b). Gene Ontology annotation, molecular function: RNA polymerase II cis-regulatory region sequence-specific DNA binding; DNA-binding transcription factor activity, RNA polymerase II-specific. The record is from RefSeq and is a predicted model, not a curated record. The coding region runs from base 249 to 1241 and encodes 330 amino acids. Gene Ontology annotation, biological process: regulation of transcription by RNA polymerase II; immune system process. Lineage: Eukaryota; Metazoa; Chordata; Actinopteri; Pleuronectiformes; Pleuronectidae. The transcript is spliced from 9 exons. Gene Ontology annotation, cellular component: nucleus.